CCCGCGCGGCCCCACUUGUGGCCCUGCCGGCAGCCGCGCAGGGACAGCUGCAUUUCUCGCCGCCCGCCGCUAGGAAGCCGGCCUCGCCUCACUUUCUCCGCCUCCCCGCGCCCCAGCCGCGCCGCCGCCGCCGAGCCUGGCCCCGCCGCCGCCGCUGCGGAUUGCAGCCCCUCCCCCGCCCGGCCCGCGGCCCAGCCCCUGCGGCCCGCGCGGAGCGGACGCGCGUGGCGCUGCCCGGUGGGACCAUCCGUGAAGCCGGUGCCAGGAUGCACCGGGGGUGUGGAUGACCGGCCGCCAAGCCCCAGCACGGCCCGGUCCCGCAUGCCACCGCCUCGCGAGGACCGCUCUCCAAGGGCCGCCUGGGGCCCCGCGCCCGUACUCUCCUAACCCGGAGCUCUCGGCAGCCCAUUGCUGCCUCGCUACCCGGGGCGGAGGAGGCGCAGGAGUGAGCUGCCCGAGACCGCAGGGCAAGCAAGCGGCUGACAGCGGAAAGACCCUGGGGAAGGGGCUUUGCGGCCGGCUAGAAACAUUUUCCCCAAGCGGCUCCGCAAAAUGACCAGCCUGUUCCGCCGGAGCAGCAGCGGCAGCGGCAGCGGCAACGGCGGGGGUGGCACCGCCGGGGCGCGCGGGGGCGGGGGAGGCACGGCCGCCCCCCAGGAGCUCAACAACAGUCGGCCUGCCCGCCAGGUGCGCCGCCUGGAGUUCAACCAGGCCAUGGACGACUUCAAGACCAUGUUCCCCAACAUGGAUUACGACAUCAUCGAAUGCGUGCUGCGCGCCAACAGCGGCGCUGUGGAUGCCACCAUAGACCAGCUGCUGCAGAUGAACCUGGAGGGCGGUGGCGGCGGUGGCGGCGUCUAUGAGGACAGCUCCGACUCGGAGGACAGCAUCCCCCCGGAGAUCUUGGAAAGGACUUUGGAACCCGAUAGCUCGGAUGAAGAGCCCCCGCCUGUGUACUCCCCGCCAGCCUACCACAUGCACGUGUUCGACCGGCCCUACCCUUUGGCUCCCCCGACUCCGCCUCCCCGUAUCGAUGCGCUGGGCUCUGGAGCCCCUACAAGCCAGAGACGCUAUCGGAACUGGAACCCACCACUGCUGGGCAACCUCCCGGAUGACUUUCUCCGCAUCCUGCCCCAGCAGCUGGACAGCAUACAGGGUAACGCUGGGGGCCCCAAGCCUGGGAGGGGAGAGGGAGGUCCACCUGCCAUGGCUGGGCCAGGGCCCCGAGACCAGGAGAGCCGCUGGAAGCAGUACCUGGAGGACGAGAGGAUCGCGCUUUUCCUGCAGAACGAGGAGUUCAUGAAGGAGCUGCAACGGAACCGCGACUUCCUCCUCGCUCUGGAGAGAGAUCGAUUGAAAUACGAAUCCCAGAAAUCUAAAUCCAGCAGCGUGGCUGUCGGAAACGACUUUGGCUUUCCCUCUCCUGUCCCAGGAACUGGCGACGCCAACCCCGCUGUGUCUGAAGAUGCCUUAUUCAGGGACAAGCUGAAACACAUGGGAAAGUCCACCCGGAGGAAACUGUUUGAACUUGCCCGAGCCUUCUCAGAGAAGACCAAAAUGAGGAAGUCAAAGAGGAAACACUUGUUGAAGCAUCAGUCGCUGGGGGCUGCCGCGUCAACAGCCAACCUCCUGGAUGAUGUGGAGGGCCACGCGUGUGAUGAAGACUGCCGGGGCAGGCGUCAGGAGGCACCCAAGGUGGAGGAAGGCCUGCGAGAAGGACAGUAAGAGGAACCAGUGACCAGGAAAGACCAUUGGGCUCCUUUGAAAAAGAUUCCUCCCAUCCCUUUUUUCCCCUACCAGAUGCCAGCAGCUCUUCCUUGCCAGAGAUGAUCUGACCCAGUGGGGGCAGCUGGAAAGCAACACUGGCCCCCAGCUGAAGGGCCCAGCUGCAGCCAGACAGAUGGUGCUUGAAAACCGAGGCCCAGUGAUCCUCCAGCCACAGUCCAGCCCAACCACUGCCACUUUCCAUGGGACUUAGAACUUCGGAGUUGCUGCCUUGCAAUUGGAGGAAGGACCUGGGGCCCCUAUAGGCAGCAGCCAAUUACAGCCCCUUUUGUAGCCAGGCGUUCCUAUGGUCAAAGAGUGGAAAUGCAGGAACCAACCUCCCUUUAAAAAAAAAAAAAAAAUCCAGAAAGCAGAUAAAAGUUGGAAUAUGGAAAAGGGCAAGAUGACCCCACCAGAGGCUCUUUGGCCUGAAGGUGGAGUCUCUGCCUCCCUCCGUUCCCUGUCUCUCCUGUCACAGACUCUGCCUGAACCCCCUUCCUCAGCUCCCUUCUGGUCCCCCUUCCUCAGCUCCCUCCGGGCACUUGUGCCCCUCCCUUCCAUGGCCUCUUGUAUCUCAGCCUUCCCCCGGGGCUGCUGGCCCAGCACACGAGCCCUGCACCCAGCCUGGGUGGGAGGUCCCUGGCCAGUCCCCCAGCUCUGAGGAGCUAUGGGCUACUGCAAAGCAUCUGACGACUGCCCUGCCCCGUCUGGCCUCAUCAGGCUGCUGCUGUUAGGGAUGGGCUCACUCCCAGCAGCUCCCCAUCACCCAGCAGGGAUGGGGAGGCAGGGUCUUUAAUUUGGCAGCAGACAAAAGCCAGUUCUGGAGUCACACCACAGUAGGGGCUCACAGGGGCUCUGACUCCCCAGCUGGACUGGAAGCCCUGCUGUCCGAGGGUGGGCAGCGGUGGGUCCUGGAGUGACCCCUUUGAGCAGGUGCAGGGCUAAAGAGCAAGGCGGAAAGGCCGCCAGCCUGGGUGGGAGAGCCUAGGGCAGAAGGGCUUGCUGGGUUCCCCUGAGAAGGGCGGGUGAUCUGAGGAGGAGAACUCUGAUUCUAGGAACGCUUACACGGCACUGACCACUGCCACGGGGAGGGAGGCUGCCCAGCCCAUGGCCCCACCCUGCACAUGGGAGCGCGCAGACCUUCCGGAGAGCCGGGAAGCCUGGGCAGGCACGAGGCUUCGGCGCGGCUUUGGGAGGUUGGGAGUGGCAUCCGUUCCUUGGCCGGGCCCUGGUGGCCUCAGUGGCCCCAAGAUCACAAGGGCGUAGCGAAGGCGAGCCGGCGAUCGCACCUCGUCCCGCCCACCCCGCCCGGACUCGCAACGCCGAGCUUGGGGAGGGCCGGGACGCGCAGCCGCCGCCGAGCGUGACCAAGUUUGGAAACGCGCGCGGGGCCGGGACGCUGGCUCGGGGGGCCCUGCCGAGGAGCGGCCGCUCCCUCCGCUGCUCCCCGCGCCAGGCCUGGGGCCCUGGAGGGGGGGGGGGGCGGUCUCCGAGGAGUGCCUCGGUCCCCCAGCUCGAGUUCCCGACGGGUCUCUGAGCCUUCCCCGCGCCAGGACCCGGCGCACUGUGGGGGAAGCCCCAGCCCCACGUCUGUUGCGUGUUGCUUUGUUAUUUUUAUUCCUCCUAUGUGUGGGUUUUUUCUUGGAGCUGUUUCAUAGGAAUUCCUGUAAUAAAGAGUUGGUGUUCUC
Gorilla gorilla gorilla (western lowland gorilla) is the source of this 3452-nucleotide messenger RNA. It is a transcript of the gene CUEDC1, whose product is annotated as CUE domain containing 1. The transcript has 11 exons. Lineage: Eukaryota; Metazoa; Chordata; Mammalia; Primates; Hominidae. The coding region runs from base 553 to 1725 and encodes 390 amino acids. Gene Ontology annotation, molecular function: ubiquitin binding. The record is from RefSeq and is a predicted model, not a curated record.